Emericellopsis cladophorae is the source of this 918-nucleotide messenger RNA. RefSeq names its product histidinol-phosphatase-like protein. The transcript has 2 exons. Gene Ontology annotation, cellular component: cytoplasm. Bases 1 to 918 code for a protein of 305 amino acids. Gene Ontology annotation, biological process: L-histidine biosynthetic process. Gene Ontology annotation, molecular function: histidinol-phosphatase activity. The record is from RefSeq and is a predicted model, not a curated record. NCBI's taxonomy places the organism in Eukaryota, Fungi, Ascomycota, Sordariomycetes, Hypocreales, Bionectriaceae.
AUGCACUCUCACUCGGGGCAGUUCUGCCCCGGCCACGCAAAAGACCAACUCGAAGUCAUCAUCCAGCACGCCAUCUCACAAGGCUACAAAACCAUUGGUCUCACCGAGCACAUGCCACGUUACGAGCAAUCCGACCUCUAUCCCGAAGAACUAAUCGAGCAAGACCCGCUCACCACCAUGGUCACUCGCCAUGGAGCUUAUCUCACCGAAGCCUCCCGUCUCCAAGCAGCCUACGCCUCCCAGAUCCACAUCCUCAUCGCCUUUGAGGCCGAGUUCAUCCGCGAGUCGUACGCAGACCCGGUACGAUCCCUCUUCGCCGACCCUAGGGUCGACUACUUCAUCGGCUCGGUGCAUCACGUCCACGGCAUCCCCAUCGACUACGAUAAGAAAACGUACCUCGAUGCCGUGCAGAAGAGCACCCGACAGACAGAGGAGAGCCUCUGGGAGGACUACUACGAUCUACAGUACAAGAUGCUCACGGCGCUUGAACCAAAGGUAGUAGGACACUUUGAUCUGAUCCGAUUAAUGAGCGAGACACCGGGACACGACCCGAGGACGUGGAGCAGGGUAUGGGACAAGGCCGUGCGGAAUCUCAAGGUGGCGAGGGAGCAGGAUGGCUGGCUGGAGUGCAACACGGCCGCGUUGCGAAAAGGCCUUGAUGAGCCGUAUCCCGCGAGACCGAUUGCGGAGGAAUGGAUCAAGAUGGGGGGCAAGUUCACCAUGUCAGAUGACAGCCACGGCAUCGCGCAGGUCGCCACGAAUUACGAGAGGGGACUGACGUAUCUGGAAAGCUUGGGCGUCACGGCGCUAUGGACGUUGAAGAGAAAGACGCAUCCUGGCAUUACGGAGGGGAUCAGAGGAGAGGUGGAGGAUGUGGCAGUGCCACUCACGGCAUUCCGAGAGACGCUUUCCGCAUAG